AUGCUGGAGAUCAUUUUCGUUUUGAUAUCUGUAGUCUCUUCUAAAAUCUUGAUUAAUAGUCCUGAUGAUCUCCGUAGAGAGUUCCAAGAAAAAUAUCCAAAAGAUCCUAUCCCAUCAUCCAGAGCUAACUUUGGACUUCCACCUAUUGGAUCUCUUAUUACAGGAAGAGUUUUUAUUCCUAAAAGCGAUUCUGAAAAAAGAGGAUGUGGUCCACUAAGCCCUAUCAGCUGGAUAGAUCCAGACCCCUCUCACACACCAAUUUUAUUACUCGAACGAGGUGGAUGCAGCUUUAUCUCCAAGGUCAGAAAUGCACAAAAUAUUGGAGCCUCAGCCGUUCUCGUUUUUGAUAAUGUUGAUGAGGAUGUCACCAAACACGCUAUAAUUGAUGGUUGCUUCAUAAGAUACCUAUCCAUAAAGGCUUUUUAGGUUAUUGUUUUGUCUAUUUUUUUGGACUUUUUUGAUAUCAAAAAUAUUUUUCUGUCGAAAGCAAUAAAUGGACUAAAGUAUUUAUAAAAUUAUCUCAAAAUAAUUAAUGAGGAAUUACUUUUAAAGCAAUUAGACACAAAAUAGGUUUAAAAACAAUUAACAAAAAAAUAGGGCAAAACAAAAUGGCUAAAAAAAGAGAUUAAAAACGGCCAAGAUAUAUUCAAAAAGAAAUUAGGCCAUAAGAAGUCUCUUAUUCAAGACGUCGUGCAAUGCUACUAAUUGAUGAUGGAACUGGAGCAAACAUAUAUAUUCCUUCACUUUUAAUCAGCAAAGAAGAUGGUGAAAUAAUAAAACGCAAAAUAGUUGAAAAUCAUGGGAAAAAUAGCAAUGCCAACUAUGUGUCUAUUACUAUUUCAUUUGAAGUGCUAAACCCUGAUGAUCUAGUCGAGUAUGAGAUUUGGAUGUCAAGUGAAAAUGACGUAGUAAGAAGCUUUUUACAUGAUUUUGCUCCAUACGCAAAGCGAUUUGACGAAGACAUGGUGCAAUUUACUCCCCAUUAUGUGCUUUGGCACUGCUCCGUAUGCAAAGUUCAUAAUUGAACUGAUGAUAAUCCUGACUGUGUAAGUGGAGGUAGAUAUUGUGCACCUGAUCCUGACUAUGAUGGCCCAAGGAACGGAAGGGAAAUCGUGAUGGAGGACUUAAGACAAAUAUGCAUAAACAAAAUAGCUCAACAAGAUAAAAACCAAAAACUCUGGUGGAACUAUAUUAAAGCUUUCAAUGAAACUUGCUCAAAUAAUAACUUUGCCAAAAGAUGCUCAGAGCAAGCCAUGAAAAUAGCAAAAAUCGACCCAGAUGAUGUCGACGAAUGCGUAGAAAACAGCUUUGAAAAGAAUAACAAAACACUUGACAAUGAAAUUCUGAAAAAUGAAAAAGAAAAGUUUGCACGAGCAGGGUUCUUUUUUUAUCCAACUGUAGUCAUAAAUAACCAGACAUAUAAAGGUGACUUGAAACCUGAAUUCAUAAUGACCACACUUUGUGAAGGCUUCAAGGAUGAACCCAAGGUGUGUAAAGAUUUUAGACAGGGAAAUAAAACUGAUAAUAAUAAUUCUCAAGGGACUGGAAUACGGGUUUCUACUUUGAUCCUUAUCGUCUUAUUUUCAGCUGUAGUGCUUGGAGUGAUUUUGUUCUUCUAUAGGAGAUGGAUUAGGAGCGAGCUUAAUUAUGAAAUGAAGAUGCAGGUAAACUCAGCUGUGAAUCAAUACAUUGCUUUGAGUGAGAGAAAUAACCCGAGAAACUAA
Molecule: messenger RNA, 1724 nt
Organism: Blepharisma stoltei
Lineage: Eukaryota; Ciliophora; Heterotrichea; Heterotrichida; Blepharismidae
Source: the annotation of a GenBank genome assembly